Messenger RNA from Nerophis lumbriciformis (worm pipefish), 2271 nucleotides. The record is from RefSeq and is a predicted model, not a curated record. NCBI's taxonomy places the organism in Eukaryota, Metazoa, Chordata, Actinopteri, Syngnathiformes, Syngnathidae.
AUGGAGUACCUCAAGUUUUACAUUUUGUUUUCAUGCUGGAUGACCUGUGCGAACACACUCGGGUCCACUGACACACCCCGGGGUCCUGCGUCUAUUCCUAUUGAAAAAUUGCUCGUGCUAACUGUGGCAACAGAAGAAACAGAUGGCUUUCUCCGCUUUAUGCAAUCUGCAAACUAUUUCAACUACACUGUGAAGGUGUUGGGAAUGGGCGAUGAAUGGAAAGGUGGUGAUGUUGGCCGCUCUAUCGGUGGAGGGCAAAAAGUCAGACUACUGAAGGAGACCAUGGAAGGUCUUGCUGACCAGGAGGACCUUGUGAUCCUCUUUGUUGAUAGCUAUGAUCUUAUCUUCGCUGGGGGACCAGAGGAGAUACUCAGGAAGUUCCAGCAAGUCAAUCAUAAAGUCAUUUUUGCUGCAGAAGGGCUGAUAUGGCCAGAUAAGCGACUGGCUGACAAGUAUCCCUCAGUCCGAAGUGGCAAGCGGUAUCUCAACUCAGGAGGAAUAAUUGGGUAUGCCCCAUACAUCAACCGAAUUGUUUCACAGUGGAACCUUCAUGACAAUGACGACGAUCAGCUUUUCUACACCAAAAUAUUUGUGGAUUCACUACAAAGAGACUCCCUCAACAUGACACUGGACAACAAGUGCCAGAUUUUCCAGAACCUUAAUGGAGCAAUUGACGAAGUACUCCUCAAAUUUGGAACGAACCGUGUGAGAGUCAGAAAUACAGCGUAUGACUCUCUGCCGGUGGUUGUCCAUGGCAACAUGAAUACCAAACUGUACUUGAACUACCUGGGCAACUACGUUCCCAACACAUGGAACUAUGAACACGGUUGCAGCCACUGUGACGAUGAUGUCGUGGAUAUAUCUCAGUUGAAAGAGUAUCCCAAUGUGUUGGUCGGCGUCUUCAUCGAGCACCCGACGCCAUUUCUUCCCGAGUUCUUCCAACGUUUAAUGACAUUGGAUUACCCCAAAGACAAGCUCAAUGUUUUUGUCCACAACAAUGAGGUUUACCACGAGAGGCACAUGCAGAAGUUUUGGGAGGAACAUAAGAAUGUGUUCCGCAGUUUGAAGGUUGUUGGACCGGAAGAGAAUCUUAGCCAAGGAGAGGCCAGAAAUAUGGCUAUGGAUAUUUGCCGCCAGGACAUCACAUGUGACUUCUACUUCAGCAUAGACUCAGACGUGAUGCUCACCAACACACAGACUCUGAAACUCCUCAUAGAGCAAAACAGGAAAAUUAUCGGUCCCCUCGUCACUCGCCACAACAAACUGUGGUCUAACUUCUGGGGAGCGUUGAGUCUGGAUGGUUAUUACGCACGCUCGGAAGAUUACGUUGAUAUUGUGCAGAGAAAACGAGUGGGUGUAUGGAACAUUCCUUACAUGGCACACAUCUACCUGGUUAAGGGCAGUGUUUUGAGGAAUGAGUUAAAAGAAAGGAACUACUUUGUUCUUGAGAAACUGGACCCUGACAUGGCUUUGUGUAAACACACAAGAGAGCUGACCAGUCAGAGAGAAAAAGAGUCCCCUUCUCCGGAAUCAUUCCAUAUGCUCAGGCCCCCAAAGGGAGUCUUCAUGUACUUAACAAACAGACACGACUUUGGAAGGCUCAUUUCCGCAGCCAAUUAUAACACUUCUCAUUAUAACAGUGACUUGUGGCAGAUAUUUGAAAACCCCCUGGACUGGAAGGAGAAGUACAUCCAUCCAAACUACAUGAAAAUUUUCACUGAGAACCACAUGGAAGAGCCUUGUCCAGAUGUGUUUUGGUUCCCAGUCUUCACAGAAAAGGCCUGUGAUGAGCUAGUGGAGGAGAUGGAGAACCACGGCUCGUGGUCUGGUGGCAAACAUGAGGACAAGCGGAUUGCUGGAGGUUACGAAACCGUUCCGACGGACGACAUUCACAUGAAGCAAAUCGGAUUUGACAAGGAGUGGCUUCACUUCAUCCGAGAGUUUAUUGCGCCUGUCACGCUUAAAGUUUUCUCAGGGUAUUAUACAAAGGGUUACGCGGUCAUGAACUUCGUCGUUAAAUACACUCCUGAGAGACAAGCAUACCUGAGGCCGCACCAUGACUCCUCCACCUUCACUAUCAACAUUGCCCUCAAUAACAAAGAUGUAGACUUUCAGGGUGGUGGCUGUCGUUUCCAUCGGUACAACUGUUCGAUAGAGUCGCCUAGGAAAGGCUGGAGCUUCAUGCACCCAGGACGACUAACUCAUCUCCACGAAGGUCUACCCACCACCAACGGCACACGCUACAUCGCAGUGUCCUUCAUCGACCCCUAA